AUGUCGCUGGGCUUCAAACCCACGUUUUCACCCACUUUUUCGGGGAAAGGUGACGAGAGCGUGGACAAUUUCCUGCUACAGUGCAAACACGCCUGGUCGGGAACGACGUUUCAUUCCAGUCACGAGAGGAACGAAGCUCGGGCAGCGAUACUGCAUUUAGGAGUGACGGGAGAGGCGAAAGUCUUCAUAAAAUCCUUGCCAGAGUUGGAAUACUACAACUUCGAGAUCCUGUCUUCGAAGCUGAAAGAACAUUUUUCGCAGAGACAGUCGAUGGAGAAUCGAGGAUUAAUCUUGGGCCGAAUGAUGGCCCUCAAACAAGGAUCUAAGACUUUGGAAGAGUAUGCAGACGCUGGCAGGGAGAUCAGGAACGAAGCGCCAGCAAAAGACCAGGAAAUACUUACUGACAGAUGGAUUGCCGGGUUGGCAGAUAAGAACCUGAGAAUGAAUGUCAGACUUUCAAACUAUACAGCCAAGCAAAAUGAUUCCGUGAACCCCAUGCAUUUAGAGCAAUGCAUUUCUGCGGCGAUAUACCUCAAAGGGGAAGAAAGGUAUGAGGAACCCGAGCCGAGUGCGCGGUCUCAGGACAACAGGAUGAUGGAAAUGAUGGAAAUGAUACAGGGGUUGCAGAAAGAGAUAAAGGAUAUGAAAUUGCAAAGCAUGGAAUUCGGGGAAGCUCAGAUGCAACAGAAUCAGCAACUCAAAAACCCGCUGGGAAUUCAAAUACAUCUUCAUCGCUGGCUUGAUCCAAAAGACGAUGUCAUUCCCGACAGCAAAUGA
Molecule: messenger RNA, 777 nt
Organism: Penicillium pulvis
Lineage: Eukaryota; Fungi; Ascomycota; Eurotiomycetes; Eurotiales; Aspergillaceae
Exons: 1
Coding region: 1-777 (258 amino acids)
Source: RefSeq, a predicted model, not a curated record